Rhodamnia argentea is the source of this 1167-nucleotide messenger RNA. RefSeq names its product disease resistance protein L6-like. Bases 10 to 1161 code for a protein of 383 amino acids. The transcript has 3 exons. Gene Ontology annotation, biological process: defense response. Gene Ontology annotation, molecular function: ADP binding. The record is from RefSeq and is a predicted model, not a curated record. Lineage: Eukaryota; Viridiplantae; Streptophyta; Magnoliopsida; Myrtales; Myrtaceae.
AUCCACGGAAUGGGAGGCAUUGGUAAGACUACUCUUGCUAAAGCCAUCUACAACAAGCUCUCCAAUCAAUUUGAGCAUCGUAGCUUCAUUGCUGAUAUAAGGGAAUCAUGGAAGAAAGGCGUUCAUCAGAUUCUGAAGCGGUUAAUCGGUGAUAUAUUGCAGCAAGAUAUUGGAGUUCGUGAUGAGAAUGAAGGGACUAAUAUUAUCUCCUCUAGGCUUAAAGAUAAAAAGGUGCUCGUUGUCCUUGAUGAUGUGGAUAAUGUCGAUCGGGUGAAGCGUUUGAUUGGUAAGCAUGAUUUGUUUUCUUUGAGAAGUAGAAUCAUUAUUACCACUAGAGACGAGGGGAUUUUUAAACGCAUUGAGGUGGACUACAAGUAUGACCUUAAGGAAAUGGAUUCCGCUCAAUCCUUGAUUCUGUUUAGCAAACAUGCGUUUCGAAUGGACUCUCCUCCAAAGGAAUUUGGGGACCUCACUCAUAAAGCUGUAUCGAUCACAGGAGGGCUUCCCUUAUGCCUUGAGGUUUUUGGUUCAUUAUUCUACGGAAAAGAGUCAACAGAAUGGGAAGAUAUGAUAAAGAAGUUAGAAGAAAUCCCUCGUAAGGAAGUGCAAGAAAGGUUAAGAAUAAGUUACGAAGCAUUAGAUGAUGGACAAAAACAAAUAUUUCUGGAUAUCGCUUGCUUUUUCAUUGGCACUGACAAGAGCAUCGCAUCCUACAUGUGGGAGGCUUGUAAAUUUUUCCCAAAGGUCAAUAUUGAAGAAUUGAGAUUUAUGUCAUUAAUAAAAAUCCAAGAUGAUCGUUGGCUCGGAAUGCAUGACCAAUUGAGAGAUCUAGGCGGGACAAUUGUUCGCGAGAAUUACGAGCGACGACCUUGGAAACAUAGUAGGUUAUGGGACUCCGAUGAAGCCUUGAAAGUGCUAAAGGCAAAUAAGGGAACGGAAGAGAUCGAGGCAAUUGAUCCGAGUAAAGGCGACUCACAUGGCAACAUUUACACAGGAGAACAAUUCAAGAAUUUGACAACUCUAAGAUUCCUUCACAUGGAGGAAGGGGCACAUCUUAGUGGAGAUUUUAAGGGCUCAAUGGAGGGGUUAAAAUGGCUUCGAUGGCCAAUAUGCCCCAUGAAUUUUGAUAUUGAAGAGUUUUCACCCAACAGAAUUAGUUAAACUGGA